Molecule: messenger RNA, 243 nt
Organism: Prionailurus viverrinus (fishing cat)
Lineage: Eukaryota; Metazoa; Chordata; Mammalia; Carnivora; Felidae
Gene: SMIM40
Product: small integral membrane protein 40
Exons: 1
Coding region: 1-243 (80 amino acids)
Source: RefSeq, a predicted model, not a curated record
AUGGCGGAGGAGGAAGGCGAUGUGGCUGAGGAGGAUGUGUUCCUGGCGUUUGCCAGGCGUCCUUGUCCUCCCAGAGGUCCCCUGCGUCGGGCCUUGGACAAGGCCUUCUUUAUCUUCCUGGUCCUCUUCCUGAUGCUACUGACACUGGAGGCUGUUUAUAAGCUGCUGUGGCUGCUACCGUGGGCAAAGUUUGGGGACUGGCUCCUGAGAACACCUCAGAAGGAGGAGGAGCUGGAAUUGUGA